UCACAACAAUUAUCUCUCUGUCCUUUCACGUCCACGGGAGGGAGCACAUGAUUCUGAUUGGUCAGAUCUCUGGCAGAUUAAAUGUUAUUGGAAUACAGAAAACACACAAACAUGGACGCGUUCCUCUGGAUCCUUCUUGUGUGCUUCGCCAUCCAGGGGAGUCAAGGGACAGCAGAUGGUGGUAGACCCCUGGUGGAAACAACGUACGGAGAAAUCAGAGGGACAACGCUAACUGUAAAAGAGGUGGACAGAACUGUACACGCUUUCUAUGGAAUCCCCUUUGCCAAACCACCAGUGGGGCCGCUACGAUUUGCAGCACCAGAACCACCCGAACCCUGGAAGUCAGUUAGAGAAGCUGCAGAAUAUCCACCCAUGUGCCUCCAGCAGAUGGAAAUGACCAAAAAAAUGUUGAAGUUAAUAGAAGUGGAUGUCACUUAUCCUCCGGUGUCUGAAGACUGUCUGUACCUAAAUAUCUUCACUCCAUCUGACCGAGGUGACAAUGACAGACUACCGGUCAUGGUGUACAUACACGGCGGGGGGCUGGUAUUGGAGUCCGCCUCUCUGUAUGAUGGCUCUGCACUGAGCGCUCAUGAAAACGUGGUAUACGUGGCGAUCCAGUACAGACUGGGAAUUCUGGGAUUCCUCAGCACCGGAGAUGGGCAGACGGCCUCUGGAAACUAUGGACUUUUGGACCAAGUGGCGGCUUUGCGGUGGAUUCAGGAGAACAUUCAAGAUUUCGGAGGUGACCCAGGAUCUGUCACUAUAUUUGGAGAGUCGGCGGGUGGAGUCAGCGUCUCUGCACUGGUUCUCUCCCCGUUGGGCAAAGGUUUGUUCCAUCGUGCCAUCGCACAGAGUGGAGUGGCCAUAAUGCCAGGGCUCAUGGUCAGCUCAACAGAGGAGCUCAUUUUUUACAGGGAUUUUGUGGCUAAUGAGUCGGGAUGUGAGCCGUCCUCUUUGGUGGACUGUCUACGAAUGAAGUCUGAGCAAGAGAUCUCCUCCAUCAUCUCCACCUCGGCAUUCUUACCGAUACCAGCCUGUGUGGAUGGAGUUUUCCUGCCAAAGCCCGCAGAGGAGAUAUUGGCUGCCAAAGAAAACAACAAAGUGCCAUUUAUCAUCGGCAUUAAUGUACAUGAAUUUAGUUGGCUCAUCCCAAAGAGUUUGGACUUGAAGUACAUGGACGGACUGCCAAAGGAAUCCAUCCAAUCCGAGCUGGGCCGUUCCAUGUUCCUGGGGGAGAUCACCGGUCUGGAUUACACAUUGCUGGACGAAUACUUCGGAAGCACGGACGACCCCCUGGAAAACCGAGAUCACUUUCUAGACCUGCAGGGCGAUGUCAUGUUUGUCAUGCCAGCCCUAAAGAUAGCAAAACUUCACAGAGAUUCUGGAUCCCCCGUCUACUUUUAUGAAUUCCAGCACCGUCCAUCCUUGUUUGAGCACAGUAGACCGCAGUGGGUGAAGGCCGAUCACGGUGAUGAUCUGGUGUUCGUGUUCGGAGGUCCUUUCCUGAGAGAUGGCGCUUUCUUUAAAUCAUACAAUUACCCAGAAGAGGAGAAGAAACUCAGCAAAACUGUCAUGAGAUACUGGGCCAACUUUGCUCGAACCAGUGACCCGAAUGGGCCUGGCCUGGCUCGGUGGCCGCAGUACGACCAGGAUGAAGACUAUCUGCAAAUUGAUUUUCAGCAGAAAGUGGCUCGGAGACUGAAAGAUGGAAAAUUCAACUUCUGGACCAAAGUUCUCCCCGAGAAGAUCCGGAAGAUGUCGGAGGAGACCGAAGAGCACAUCGAGCUGUAGAGUCCUCUGGAGAUCAUGUGGAGGAGCGCUGAGGGCGGAGUCAGACGUUUGCUGUGUGUGAAGAACAAUAAAAGAUGCAGAAUGUGUCAAUUA
Rana temporaria (common frog) is the source of this 1884-nucleotide messenger RNA. Its product is annotated as cocaine esterase-like. The transcript is spliced from 14 exons. The coding region runs from base 82 to 1791 and encodes 569 amino acids. Lineage: Eukaryota; Metazoa; Chordata; Amphibia; Anura; Ranidae. The record is from RefSeq and is a predicted model, not a curated record.